GAACAGGCCUUAUGAAUACUAGUAUUUUGCGUACGUAUUGACCAAUCUUGGCUGAGAUUGAUGCAGAUCCAUCAAGAUUCAUCCAGAACUUCGUGGAUGGUCGUGGAUCGAUGCCGCGUCCGCGAGUUCCGUGCGUCGUACGGUUGGCCGUAGUGCGUAGUGUCGUGCAUGUUGAAAAAGUUGUAUCAUAGCCGAGCCGAGUCUCAUUUCUGACGCCGAUUCAGACUCAUGUUGAGUGUCAAGUAUAAUCGAGUGUCGAGUCGUGACGUGAGAUAUUAUUCCUGAUCCUGAUUUCUUCUGGUACACAGUAGUCACGCUCGAUCGCAUUUGGUCGCAUUCUCAUCUGGAUCAUCCUUGUCUGGAAAUAUGCAUAAAAUAGGCAAACUGAACUCAUCGAUCGAUAUUAUUCCGCUGCAAGGUUCGAGUGGAGAUUACAGAUCAAAACACAUGGAUAAUAAGCACAGGAUGGAUCAAAGACUUUUUCGAGAUCAAUUGUUGAUCGGUCGCGUGCAAAUGUACAUGCACGAUAAUGAAAAUAAAGUAUAUAUCGAUGUAAAUGAUAUGGCAGACGCAUUGCAAAGGCGAUACAGAGAUUAUCGUGGUAAGAAACGCGGUCCGUUUCGUAGAAUGGUACGCGAAGCUUACGACGAGCUUACUAAGAUUUUUUCAAACAAGCCUUCGACGCGUGAAUGCUCGGUGUAUGACGAUGAUGAUUUUGAGGAUGUCGAUGUUGAGUCAGAUUCACAGCGUGCUUCAAUAAGUGACAUGUUAUUACGUAUGUAUAAAAAACCACAAUAUAAACAGAAUGGAAACUCGAGUGAUAAGGAAUUGAUAGAUAUUAGUAGCGACGAUGAUGUAUCUAAAGAUGACUCCAAGACUGAAAAAGAUAUAAAGACACCUGAACCUGGACACCUGAACAUGGCAGCUGAAGAAUCUUCGGGCUUGAUGGUUACUGUAAAUCCAGAAAUUAUAGGACCAGAAACUGUAGAAUCAGAAACAACUACCUCAAAGCAAGAAACAGCAAAAUCAGAAAUAUCUGCCGUAACACUGGAAGCAUCUGUGAAAUCAAACUUACUUAUGAACCAAGUCGUGAAACAGUCCUUGGAAUCUACAAGAAAACGACAAAGAGAUAAGGAAAGUGGCAAUGGACAAUUUUCAAUCAAGAAAGCGAGAAUUGUACCUAUUAUGAAAUCAAAAAUUUCAUUCUCUGAUGUAGGAGGCAGCGACAAAGUUUUGAAAACUGUCUGUAAAUUAUUGGCUCAUAUAAAACAUCCUGAAAUCUUCAAACAGCUCGGUAUAUCUCCACCAAGAGGAUUUUUACUUCAUGGACCACCUGGAUGUGGAAAAACGUUAUUAGCACAUGCAGUUGCAGGA
Cyphomyrmex costatus is the source of this 1374-nucleotide messenger RNA. Its product is annotated as nuclear valosin-containing protein-like. Gene Ontology annotation, molecular function: ATP binding; ATP hydrolysis activity. The annotation marks the transcript as partial. The record is from RefSeq and is a predicted model, not a curated record. The transcript has 4 exons. NCBI's taxonomy places the organism in Eukaryota, Metazoa, Arthropoda, Insecta, Hymenoptera, Formicidae.